GUUGAUCCGAUCCAAAUACACGACGUUUAAGCUUACAAGUAUUUUAUGUUUAAAAAUAUGUUUCAGCAAACCUUAACAAAUAAAAAUUGCAAAAAUAACGAAAGUACGAUUAGGAUGAUUCAACAAGAAAUAGUAAAAUCCGAUCUGCACGUAAAAGCGUACUUACAGGAUAUUAGGGAAUGCACGGGGCCUAUUGAAGUAUUAAAUACUAUAAAUUUGCAAGUUUCAGAAAACAUGAAAGCCAUGAAAAACGCAAUCCAAGAACUAGAGAUUAUAGCACGGGAGCAAGAUAAAGAUUCUGAUCAGCAAGAGUUGUUGAAAGAAGUUGGACAAUAUCUUAAACAAUACACAAGUAAUCAAAUAGCGCUUCGGAAAGCAAAUCUUGCCUGUCAAGCGAUUAUAGAUAAACAAAAUAAAGAGGAGCUUUUGGAAAGAAGUGCUGCUUUACCUCGAAAACGAGUAAGAGCUGACAAAGAGAGUUUAGCUAAACAAUCAUCGUCCAUAACAGACAAUCUAGUGUCUAUAAAAAAUAUGAUGGAUAUGCAAGUGAAACAAAGUGAAGAAGCUCUGCAUACCUUAGUUAGUUCUUCUGCUGUAGUUACAGAUACAAGUGAGGAAUUUAAAGCGAUGGGAAGUGCUAUAAAUCAGUCAAAGACUUUGCUUCAAAAAUAUGGUCGAAGAGAAGUGACAGAUAGAGUAUUAAUUAUCCUUGCUGUUAUUUUCUUCAUAUCAUGUAUACUUUAUGUUGUACAAAAGAGAUUAUUUUAAUUUUCUUUAUAUCAUCUUCUUUAUCUAGGUAUAAACAUUUCUCAAACUGCAGAUGUAUAAAAUUUAUACAUGCAUAUGCAGUAUUCAUUCAGAUUUCAAUGAUGUAAAAAAGUUAUGCAAAUUACAUAAAUAUGUACUGAUAUGGGAUUUCACAAACUAUAAUAUAUUUAUGUUUUCCUUAAUGUCAAUAAUAUAUAUGUGACUGUUAAGAUUAAUAGUGAUUUUAAUGACAGUAUAAUAUGAUAGUCAGUGGUUAUUUAUAUGUAAACACUAUGAUGAUAUUGCCAACUUUAGCAAACAAUAUUUAUGAAAAAUGAAAUUUUUUUAUAAUUGAAAAUGGUAUUUAGUCAAAAUUGUCAUUACACAGCAUUAGGACUGCUAGAUUGGAGUGAAAAUAAUCCAGGAUACUCUGUGAAAAAAUAAUUUCAGCACCAAGAAUGCCUAUGAACUGUAGAUUACAGAAUUUUGUAUGACAAUUAAAACAUAGUAUGAAGACCUAAUAGAAAAUUAUAAAACAAGGAACUCAAUUGAAAUAAUGAAAAUCGUGUACAUUCCACAGCAUGUAUUUUAUGGUGACGUUAAGCAAUAUGAAGGCAUGAUCAUGAAAUUUUGGUGGUCCUGAUUUUUUUUGGAAAACAUCUGGGAACCAAUAAAUAUAACCAAUGUUUUCA
Molecule: messenger RNA, 1439 nt
Organism: Stegodyphus dumicola
Lineage: Eukaryota; Metazoa; Arthropoda; Arachnida; Araneae; Eresidae
Gene: Sec20
Product: vesicle transport protein Sec20
Biological process (GO): retrograde vesicle-mediated transport, Golgi to endoplasmic reticulum
Cellular component (GO): endoplasmic reticulum; SNARE complex
Molecular function (GO): SNAP receptor activity
Source: RefSeq, a predicted model, not a curated record